This is a messenger RNA of Solea solea (common sole), 2152 nucleotides long. RefSeq names its product centrosomal protein 68 (gene cep68). The coding region runs from base 261 to 2078 and encodes 605 amino acids. The record is from RefSeq and is a predicted model, not a curated record. The transcript has 8 exons. Lineage: Eukaryota; Metazoa; Chordata; Actinopteri; Pleuronectiformes; Soleidae.
UUUAUUUUGAAAGGCGAACCGUACCUCCUGUUGCAGGCGUUUCCCCCCAGAGUCUGUUGCGUGAGGAGAGGUCCGUGAAGGCAACACGGUUAAAGGAAGUACACUGCGACUUCACUUGGGGAUUGAAGAAAAACAACAGCCUUGUUUGUCCCUCUGUGAUCGAGAAGGAAUCCGACUGAGACCAAGACCUGCCAUCGUCUCCUACAUUCAACACACGACGACACAUUUCAGAAGAUGCUUGAGUCCAGUUACCAGAGACAAUGAACCAAACAAGACAGACGGACACAAACAGAGGCGGGUCACACAGACAUGUUUCUCUGGCUCCGCCCUCCAGGUGUCUGACGGACAGACAGCUGCUGCUCUCCUCCACAAAACCACAUGCAUCUAUCUUAAAGGAGAACAGAUGUGAUGUUUACAGAAGAGACUUCACUGAUAUGAGCUUCUGGACUCGCCCAAGAGAGGAGAGAGCACAGAUGAGCAGAGAUGUGUCGCCUCCCUCAGGCGCUCAGAAACACUGCGGCUCCUCUGUGGCUGUGUCAGAGCUCAGGGGCGGUCGAGGCCAUGAAGAACAUACUUUUAGAUCAUCAAGUGAGCAAAGCCUCUCAGGUUCUAUACCAGAGUUUGACCUUCCUCUGAGACAGUCACUCACUUCCACUGUCCUGAAUCCUACCUACACUCCUCAACCAGGGCACUUGAAGUCAGGCCAGAAAGAGGGAAGAGGUUUGGGGCGUUCAGAUGGAGAUCUGACAUCUCCUCACAAGGCAAAUUACUGGGCCUGUGCCAUCCCUAAAGAUGUGCUUCAGUCUCCAGACAGGCACUCUGCAGGCUGGGACCCGAACAAGGACUACCAGGCACUGCUGGAUUACACCUACCCUCUAAGAACAAAUCCUUUGACCUGUGACUGGGACAGCGCUGAGCGCCACAAGCACUCCCUCCUGCAGGCAGACAUGCAAGACUCAGGGAUUGACCUGGAAAACAUCUGCAGUUGGACGAGUGUGUCGGGGUUAGACGUCUCUGUGAGCAGCACAGAGCACACAGAAGAGAGGAGUCAUCGUCGUCUGGAUCGUAGCUUCACUGAGCUGCAGGGGGAGGAGCCACUCUUCCUCACAGACCCUGUGAGUCUGUACCUGAACAAUGUGGACAGCAGUAAGAGCGGCAGUGAUCACCACCUUCAACGCCAUGAAUGGCCCUGCUCCACCUCCACCGCUCUCACCCGCUCCUCCAGGAUACUUCAUCAGCCAGUGUGUGCAUGUAUGGAGGAAGACGAGGAGUUCAGGCGUCUUCCAGAACAGCUGAGCGAGCUGCAGCUGCUGUCCACUCAGGUCUGUGUUAAAACUCACUUUAAAUCACUAACCUAUUAUGUAGCAGGUACUAUUGUGAGGGUGAUCGCAGCUCAGUUAAGGCAGCAAUCCAGAGAUCCAGGAACCUCCUCCAUCUUCUCCUCUGUCACUUCGCCUGAAAAGCCGGAGGCCAAAAACAAAACAAGGGAGGACAACAGUCAAGAUGACACGGGCAAAGAGUGGAAUGUCCCUCAGUCAGCAGCAGCAGCAGCAGCAGCAGCUCACAGGGACUCUGUGGCACUGAGGAGUAAUGGAAGAUGGGUGGAGCCAGUUGGAGGCAGAUCAAGUGCAUCCGGACUUAGGAAAGUGGAGUGUUUGCUGGAGCAGCUGUGUGACCUCACCCUGCAUCAGAGCAGCCAGGGACAACAGGAGCAGAGUGACUCCUUACUGCAGCACAUCCAGGUCUUCUGUUCGCACCUGGAGCAGCUCAUCCAGCAUCUGUACGCAGCGUCAGAGAAGAUCGAGCUCCUGGCUCAACCAGCUGUGGACAUCACCAGACUGAAAUUAUCUCUGGAUGAGUAUCAGAGAGAAGUGAGAAACCAUCUGCCCCUGACCUCCUGUGUCAUGCACAGUGGACAGCUUCUACUCCGUUGCAUCAACAGCAUGUCUCCAUUUUUAAGAGACACUCUGCAGCUGGUUGCGAGGGAAUCUGAAGCUCUGCAGAGCUACAAUCAGCACUUCUCCACGGACAACGUGGUGCAGCAGAGCAGAGACCAGUCGUCUCUGGGAGUGCAGUGAGCCUGCGUGUCUUAACUUAGCACAGCAUGUCUUUGCACACAUUCUGAGGAAAUGCAGCGUCAUAACCUAUGAGA